CCAUCAACCAACCAACACCAAAGUCAUCCUCAAUAUAUUACAGACAAACACAAAACCUGGAACAAAAAAAACCAUGAUCCUCGAACAGAAGCAAUCCGACUAUCUGAAACAGUGGAUGGUCCAGAAACUUAAACCAAUCUGCGAUGCUGAUCACGAGGUUCUGUCCGAGUACGUGAUGGCUCUACUGCGGCACGAUCAAUCGGAGAAUCAGCUAAGGUCAUCGUGUCUCAAACAACUCGAGGAUUUCCUUCAACAAGAUACCAAGCUGUUCGUGACAGACCUCUUCGAUCAUCUUCGAACUUUUGGUGCUUUUAACGGAUCUUACCAGCCCCCUGAAAUCAAUCUAUCUGCUUCAGUUUUACUUAGGAAACGCUCACUAGCCGUUGAUGAACCCUAUCUCUUGCCCAACAACAAUCAGCUCGACAAUCAACAUCGCCCCUCCCAAUCCUCUACUGCUCCGAUCCCACAGUAUACGCCCACUCAGAGUCAUCCCAGCUUCCUUCACUUCCCUGAACCUCAAUCUAACCUCAUCAACCCCUUACCUAGCUUCAACCCAUCAUCUCACACUCAACAACCUCCCUAUAACAAUACCAACACCAACCAGCCGAGGAAUUCGAAACGUCCCCGAAGAUCUAUAUGUCGAGAUUACCACUAUCGCGGAUAUUGUGCCAGAGGGAGUAGCUGUCACUUCUCACAUGACGAUAGGGAUCAAGAUGCCUCCUCAAGCUCAACCCAGUCAUCCGCUUAUUUCUCGAAAACUCUACCAGCUGAAACCCAACCGACGACCGCACCCCCAUCUGCCACCUGUAUUCCUCUGGUUUUCAGCAGUACUUCAGUUGGCCAACAGAUACCUGGACUAGGCGGACCUUUGACGAUCCCAUAUGAUCUACCCAUUCCAUCAUUUUCUUCAAGUAAUCCACCAGAGCAGCAAUCUGGAAAUGAUCAAUCAAACCAUUACAACUCAAGACAUCCUGAUCGAUCCACGCGCUUCAAUGGGCCCACAUCUAACACCAGAAAACCAUUCACCACUCUGUUCAUCGAAAACAUUCCUCAAUCAUCACUCUCCGAUCGCGCUGUCCGGGAAUAUUUCUCGAUGUUCGGGCCGUUGACUAAUGUCACCCUUGAUGUACACAAUUCUCAGGCGCAGGUCACAUUCAAAUCAACCGACGAUGCAAAGCGUGCUUAUUCCUCUCCUGAGCCCGUCUUUAAUAACCGAUUCGUCAGGAUUCACAUCAAGCGUGUAGUUGGAACUGGACCUCGAAGAAGUCACGGCCCUUUGCGAACAGACGCAAGUCCCGCAGCGGAAGGGUUUAGUAACAAUGAAUCUUCGUAUGAAAUGAACUCGAACGGAUAUCGCCAUAAGGCCUAUGACAGCCCGAUUACCUACAAGUCCCCGCCUGUCUCCUCGCCACCACAGCCAAAAGCGGAUGUCCAGGUGUUAUCCCAACGCGAACAAGAGUUAAGACUCAAGAUCGAUGCUCAAAAACGAUUGCUCGAACAGCUCAGUUUGAAGAAAGCUCAAAAAUCUAACGGGCCCACUCAGGAUAUCGAAAUGAGUGGUCCCUCUAAACCUACCGCACAGCUCGACACUGAAAAUCAACCAAAGCAAGAUCUCCCUAAAACCGACCCUAACUCCACUGAUCUGAGCGAGUCAGCGACCACCGACACGAAGCUCUUAUCCCCUGAACCUCGUCUAGUAAGUCCUAAAGAAGCUCUAUCGCCAUUACCAGAACCGAACUCAUUCCAGAAACGGCCGGCGAAUUUUGCUAGUCGAGCUGUCGGACGGACCAAGUUGACGAAUAGUCGGACCUCGUGGACUCCUACCGGUAGCUCUCCUACUAAGGCCUUCAAGCUCGAUAAUCGUAGCUGUACUCUUGCCGUUCAAUCCGUUCCCUCCUCAACUGCUCGCGAAAACCUUAAGGUCUACUUGGAACAAUUCGGGACGAUCGUCGCCUUUGUUCCCUUGUCUGAGGAGGAAGACAUGUUUGAUGUUAGUGUGAAGUUUUCGACACGGACAGCGGCUGAGAAAGCAUUGGCAAAUGGACUAGACAUACCGGAUGUGGGCAAGGUGACCAUGAACUGGGUCCCGGUCGGCGCUGGAUCGGGCCCCUCAACGACAGCAAAGACAACGACAACAACGACGAACAAUGCGACUGGCCAUCCCCAACACAUAUUCAUCCCUGGCUUGAGGAACUCACAUCAUCACCACUAUCCCGGUAGUUUCUCCUUGGUCAAUCACCGUCCGGGCGCUCAAUCUAAAGCCGAAGAUCCUACCACCGGGGAGACCGGCGAUAAGAAGAGCAUGGCUCCUGAUUCUUCAUUAACAACACAUACUCGUGGUGGGUCGGAUAAUCUGCUGGUCAAUGGCGCUGAUACGGACGAUCUUAUUGACGAUUUUUGUGUGGAUGAUGAGGUUGAUGGGUGUUGGAAAAGAUAGACUCUCCUUCUCUCUUUCUCUCUCUCUCUCUCUUGAAUUUUAGACUUCCUUUUUUUUUCAAACUAAACAAACAAAUAAAUACAAGAAAAAGAAAAUGCAAUUGC
Puccinia graminis f. sp. tritici CRL 75-36-700-3 is the source of this 2541-nucleotide messenger RNA. RefSeq lists its product as uncharacterized. Gene Ontology annotation, molecular function: metal ion binding; RNA binding. Gene Ontology annotation, cellular component: nucleus. Gene Ontology annotation, biological process: mRNA processing. The record is from RefSeq and is a predicted model, not a curated record. The coding region runs from base 74 to 2437 and encodes 787 amino acids. The transcript is spliced from 7 exons. Lineage: Eukaryota; Fungi; Basidiomycota; Pucciniomycetes; Pucciniales; Pucciniaceae.